UGGCAACCCAUAAUUUGCUUGUAUUAAUGGUUUAUACCUGAUCUAUAAAACAUUAUACAUGAUUAAACCAUUAAUAACCUUUAAUUACUUCUUUAAUUUAAUUAUUUUGUAUAUUUACACAAUUUAAACUAAACUGAUCACAUACAUUCAUACUUGUUACUAAUGUUAUAUCAGUCUGAUCCAUAUUCCAAUAUGACGUAAUAAAGAUGUUUGGCGUUACUUAUUUCAUAAUUAUUACUGCUCAUAGAUACCCUCAGUUGCGACAUUUCUGUCCAUCUUGGUAACUGCACCCUGAUCACCCAGACGAGUGAAAGUAGAUUCUGACUCAUUAAUAUUUCAGUACAGUGUAAUGAAAUCCAGGUAACCCAGUGGCUGUGCUACACAUACGCAUGGGAUGGCCACUGUGAACAUGAACGCACCUUUGUGUGAGGGAGCUGAAACAGUGAGAGUGGGAGUUGUACUUACUGAAAACCCAGGUAAAGCAAGGACAAACAUGUAAAAUCUAUAAAUUUGCUAUGAUGUUGUUGGGGAUUUGUGUUUAAAUGUUGUUUGUGUGUUUGGGGAAAGACUUUGUAGUUAUUGAUGAAGAAGGACAUGGCAUGGACUACAAAUCUGGAAAGGAUGAGGUAAAACAAUUUCCUUCAACCAAUAUUCAGCAAUUAGUUUUUUGAAACCUCUCACUGUUGUCAUGUCUUUUCCCCUUAGGAAGCAAAGUCCUUCUCCUUUGACCAAGUUGUGACUGUUGACAACAUACAGGUGACCUGAUUUACACAAAUGUUACUGAGCUGUACUCCACUUAGCCUCUUUACAGCUCUCCUUCACCACAUUUCUGGCAUGUCUGGAAACUAAAAGUCUGAAUAUAAAUCUGCAGAGUCUCCACCCUGAGCUCCUGCAGCCUCUCACUGGGUCAAUAUCCAGUGGUUAUAAUGGAGCGCUGCUGAUAUGUGGAGCCUCCUCAGAGAAGAUAAGCACUCUGAUUGACCACAGUAUCAUCAAACAGGUGGAGCCCAAAACAAAACUACACUUAAUUUUUUUUAUAUUUUUUUGAGUUUAUGUUUUCUCACUAUUCAUCUUGUCUUAGGUCUUGGCAGAUCUAUUUAGUCAUAUGUUGUCGCAAGGGAAAGAGGAGUUGUUCCUCUCUGUGUCGUGCCUUCAGUUUUAUCCAGAUGGCAGUGCUGUGGAUCUCCUGAGCCCCAAUGCAGACAGACAAACUCUAAAACUUGUGGCACACGACAUCCUUGGAAGUCUCGUAGGAGGUUUAAGUGAGGUGUGUGUGUGUUCAGCAGAAGAAGCCUAUGCUCUGUAUGAAACAUGCGGCGAGAGACUGAAGGCCAAUGCAGGCUCCAUUUCCAGCAGGUGUAGUUCCCUGUUCUCUGUCGCUGUUGAGCAGGAACUUCAUCCAGAAGAGGUGGAGUCGGAGGUCUGCCGCAGCAGACUGCAGCUGUUCAGACUGGCAGGAGGAGCCAGCCGGACUGACCUCAGAGGAGUCAGCCCACUGGUGAAGGUUGUGGAGCAAACCCAAUGUGAACCCACAACAAGUAAUAAGAUCCUCCCUUUCCUCCUAAAUGAUGCAUUAACUGGAAACAGCAGGACGGCCCUCAUCUACUAUAUCCACCCUCGAGGUCUUCUAGAUGAUGAGACCCUCUCCGCUUUAGCUUUGGCUCAGAAAGCGAAAAAUUUGGUAACUAAGGCCACUGUUAAUCGCUGGUGUCCAAGGGCAAUUGAGCAAAAGAUUCGAGAUGACAUUGCGGAUCUAAGAACCGUGAUGAUGUCACAGGGGGAAAGUGAUGUUCACAACACCUUCAGGCUAGCAGAGCUGACCCAAAACCUGCAGAUUGUGAAAAAUCAGUGUUGGGAGAAGAGGAGGGAAGAGUUAAAGAAGAUAAAAGGCAUAACACAGAGUUGUCGGACCCCAAAUAGCAGUUUGCACAGCAGUGAUCACAGAGAGUGUACAGACACAAUGAAAUAUUUACAAGCCCAACUGAAACAAGAAAUGGAAGAACAUAUCAGAGAAGGUAAAGGGAAUGUGGAGAAAGUGCAGGAGAGAGUAGCAAGAAUCCAUCAGCUGAGAGAGGCUCUCAGAGAGGAGACACUGAAGAACGGGGCUGCUACUGAGAAAUCUGACCUCUGUCAACAAUCUCAGCUGGAAUACAGCAAAGCACAGGAGCGGAGGAUGCAAUUUAAGGAGGACCACAGGAGAUUAAUUCAGGAGGAGGUGGAGAAGAUGGAGAGAGACUUGGCACAGGAACAGCUACCGACAGAAGGCCCCCAGAGAGAGCUGCUGGUGCUGACCAGAGAGAGGCGGGUCCUGGUGAUGCAGAUAGAGGCCCUGCGCGCUGAGGCCCAGCAGGCUGAGCGAGACCUGCACAAUCAAUAUUAUAAACACCAAACAGAGCUGCACUGUCUGAGAGAAGAGAGCCUGCAGGUGUUCAGAGUGUUUCGUCAGGUAAGCAAGGAGCAGAAGAGGAUGUCAGAGGACAGAUACAGAUGUGUGCUGCUAGAGGCUGUGCAGGAUGCCGUCUACCUGUCUGCCCACAACCAGGAGCUGCAGGCUGACAACAAACAACUCCGUAAAGCACUGGGAGAGUUAAAGGAUACUCUAGCUGUGCGAGGUGAUCCUAUGGCUGAACUGUUAUCCCAACAACAAUAAAUAUGACAAAAAUAUGCUAAUGAAUUAUUAAUCAGUAAUGUAAAUCAUGAAAAAUAAAAGGUUUUGUCAA
This is a messenger RNA of Sander lucioperca (pikeperch), 2720 nucleotides long. RefSeq names its product kinesin-like protein klp-20. The transcript is spliced from 14 exons. The record is from RefSeq and is a predicted model, not a curated record. The coding region runs from base 1106 to 2650 and encodes 514 amino acids. Gene Ontology annotation, biological process: microtubule-based movement. NCBI's taxonomy places the organism in Eukaryota, Metazoa, Chordata, Actinopteri, Perciformes, Percidae. Gene Ontology annotation, molecular function: microtubule motor activity; ATP binding; microtubule binding.